This is a messenger RNA of Trametes versicolor FP-101664 SS1, 1071 nucleotides long. Its product is annotated as HET-E. The coding region runs from base 1 to 1071 and encodes 356 amino acids. Gene Ontology annotation, molecular function: protein binding. The transcript has 2 exons. The record is from RefSeq and is a predicted model, not a curated record. NCBI's taxonomy places the organism in Eukaryota, Fungi, Basidiomycota, Agaricomycetes, Polyporales, Polyporaceae.
AUGUGUUACCUUCUGCUGACUGACUCUCAUAGUGGGAACGAGCUGGCAUCACACGCCGGUGCCAUCGGAAACCCUACUACCCACUUCGGGUCUAUCACCACUCUGGCUUAUUCCGCUGAUGGAAAGUACCUCGCGAGCGGUGCGGAAGAUACAUGCAUCACCGUACGGAAUGUGCGCGACGAUACCGUGGUACGCCACUUCACGGCGCACGAGGACACGGUGUCUGCACUCGCAUUCUCCCCUACCUGCACUCUUCUUGCAUCCGCGUCGAGUAUUGGGCCGAUCAAGCUGUGGGACGUCGAAGCUCUGCAUCGAGUACCGCAGACCAUAGAUGUGGGCAACAAGGCAAUUCGCUCCCUCGCGUUCACUCCUGACGGGUCCAAGCUUCUGGGAGGCGCACGCGACGGCACAUUCAGCAUCUGGGACGCGGUCAGCUUCGAGCUCCUCGCGACCGCCCAGUACGAUGGCGAGGUCACCUUCAUCAUCUUCUCCGCCGACGGGCGGAUGAUGGCUACCGGCGGAACAGAGCGAGUCUGCCGCGUCUGGGAGGUGGCCAACCUCGACAUCGGUGCGCCCAAGUCGGUGCUUGCAGGCCACCAAAGCACGGUCUCCUCCGCCUCAUUCUCAUCCGACGGGCGGUACAUCGUGACGGGUUCGUGCGACUUCGGGUGCUGCAUCUGGAGCACUGAGGACGGCAGGGCACUCGUCGAGCUGCGCGAGCACACCGGUCCCGUGUGGUCGGUGUGCUUCUCCCCAGACGGGACGCGCGUCGUGUCAGGCUCAUCCGACUCGACGGUGAAGGUGUGGGACGCGCGGACGGGGGAGCGGGUGCUGUCGCUCGAAGCGCACGACGGCGGGAUCAACGCUGUCGCGUACUCGCCCGACGGCACGUAUGUUGCGUCCGCGUCGUCCGAUGACACAGUCCGGCUAUGGAAAUUCACGCAGGAUGGAACAUUGGUCAAGACGUACAACGAGCACGAUGACUUUGUCACGUCUAUGCAAUUCUCGCCGGAUAGUAAGACGAUCGCAUCUGGGUCGCACGAUGGGACGGUGUACGUUAGACCGCUCUAA